Messenger RNA from Chrysoperla carnea, 1372 nucleotides. Its product is annotated as probable uridine nucleosidase 2. Lineage: Eukaryota; Metazoa; Arthropoda; Insecta; Neuroptera; Chrysopidae. Bases 203 to 1237 code for a protein of 344 amino acids. The transcript is spliced from 5 exons. Gene Ontology annotation, molecular function: hydrolase activity, hydrolyzing N-glycosyl compounds. The record is from RefSeq and is a predicted model, not a curated record.
UAUCAGUAAAAUAAUUGUUCUGGCAUUUUACAAGCAUGUUAAAUAAAACUAUAUUAGAAUUUCAAACCUACCACAUGUGUCAAUAUGAAUAAAAAGCCACUGAUGGACUUGUGUCAUAUGUUAAUUGUUUGAUUUUGUUAAAUAAAUAAAUUGAUAUUAAGUAUAAUAAGGUUUGAUAAAAAGUUAAAUCAAGGGUAAUAAAAUGUUCAUGAAUCUUGACAAUCAGUGUUAUUUUAUACUUAGGGUUAUUGUUUUAAUUUCAUGUUUAAAAAAUGGUCUUGCUGAUAAGAAAUGUAACAAAAUAAUAAUUGACACAGACGCUGGAGGUGACGACGCUGUUGCAAUUGCACAAUUAAUACUUGCAAAUCAAAUAGACUCACCACCUACAGAAAUAUUGGGAAUUACUUGUGUAGCUGGAAAUACUAAAGUUGAAAAUGUUGUUGUGAAUGUUUUAAAAAUUUUACGUGUCUUAAACGCAACAGAUAUUCCAGUUUUUAUGGGAGCAAAUCGACCACUAUUAAGAAAUUUUACGUUCGACUUUUUUUAUGGACAAGAUGGCUUAGGUGAUGUUAACUUUCCAAACCCACCAACAAUUUUUGAUGUUCAAAAUAAGAGCGGUGUGAAUGCCCUAGUUGACAUCACUUCCCAAUAUCCAGGUGAAGUUACAGUCAUCGCCUUAGGUCCAUUAACAAAUAUUGCACUUGCAUCAAGAAUAAGUCCAGAUUUUCGAUCAAAUUUAAAAAAUUUACAUGUUUUGGGAGGGAUUCUAGAUGAAACAGGUACUGCUCCAAAUGGUGCAGAAUUUAAUUUUUAUUUUGAUCCUGAAGCUGCGUUUACGGUGUUCAAUGACACAACAUCGCAAAUAAAACCUGUUAUACAAUUAACCACGGAUGUAAAGUACACAGAAAUGAUUCCAUUGGAAUGGCGUUGGAAUACUUUGGCUAAGAUUGAUUCACCAAUCAUAAAAUUUUUUAAUGAAAUCGAUAAAAAGGUUUGGCAAUCAUCACGGGUAAAGUAUUACAUACCAUUUGAUGGGUUUGUAGCUGCAGCAUUUAUUUCGUCUGACGUGGUUGUAUCGACAGAACGUUAUUGUGAAGAAGUAUUAUAUUGUGGUGAAGAUAAUUAUGGCAAAGUUAUCGUUAAAAAUGACAGUACAUGUUACCAAAAUGCAAAUGUAAUAAGAGAAAUUGAUACAAAAGUUUUUAUGAACCUUUUAAUUAAUUUAUUUUCGAUCUGAACAAAAAAUAUAAAAAUAUUAGAAAGAUUGUUUGAAGCAAAAUGAGAAUCGUAGUUUGGAAUUAUUUAGGUUCUGGAAUACAAAAAGUACCGAAAUUGUCUGUUGAAAGUAAAUAAAAAACAUAACUUAUAUUUU